This is a messenger RNA of Cuscuta epithymum, 2979 nucleotides long. NCBI's taxonomy places the organism in Eukaryota, Viridiplantae, Streptophyta, Magnoliopsida, Solanales, Convolvulaceae. The record is from the annotation of a GenBank genome assembly.
AAAAAUUUCUAUAAAUACAUCUAUUUUCUACCAUUUUCUCCAACUCUUCUCCAUCUUCAUCUUCUCUUAUUAUCCUACAUUUUUAUUAUACAUCUACCAUUUUAAAGAUGAAAAGUAAUUCUUCUGUUAUGCAAAACAACUUUGAUAAGUGGAAGGACCGGAAGACCGGUCUGUGGUGGACAACUUGCAAGUGGUGCAAGAAAGAGUGUUGCUUGGGGCGUUCACACGGAGUCGGGAUGCCAAUAAAACAUAUGAAAUCAUGUGACAAAAGUAAAACAUCAGAAUGAAUUAAAAAUAAAGGAGUAGUAGAUUUAUGCCACACUUCUUGAAAAGGUAAUCGUUGUGAUUUUCUUAUUUCAAAUAAAUGCACUUGAAUUUUGUUUUUAAUAACAAUUAUUAUAAUAAUAUAAUAUAUAAUUUAAAAAAAAAUUAAAAGGACCGGCCCGAACCGGACCCGGGGUUACACGGGCCGGUUCCGGGCCUCCCAAACCGUGAACCGAGGCCCGGCCGGUUCAAGGCCCGAAUCGAGUCCAUCCCUACCCGUGGCCCAACCCAUGCCCCAACCCGCACCCCAACCCGCGCCCGAAGCCUAGUGUAUGUCCCAACACACUUUUCUUGAUACAUUUAAUUUGUAUCAAGUUUUUUUGUAAGUUUUCGUAUAAUUGCAUUCAAGCUAUGACUAAAGGUUAUUAUUAUAUAGUUUUCGUAAUCCAUUCCCAUCAUAAUUCACGUGAAAUAUAGUGUCAUGAUCAUUUAUUAUGACUAAAGGUUAUUACAAUAAUCACUCCACUCAAGAGAUUACAUUUUUAAAGCAACAAUUACUCUAAUUGUAAAUAUGUUGUAAUUAGGUUCCGGGCCGCACCCGGUUCGGUCCUUGAACCGGCCCGAGUAAUCCCGGGUCCGGUUCCGGUUCUGUAUAAUUUUUUUUUUUGGGUUUUCCUAAUCAACCCCUACUCUCCCCCUCAACCCCAAACCACCUCAAAUGACCCAAAAUAACUAAUCCAACUCUAAAACUUAAAAAAAAAUUAAAUCCGGCCUGGAACGGGCCCGAACCGGCCGGGCCGGUUCACCAAAAUGAAGGUCCGGGCCUGGAACCGGUAGCCACCGGGCCGGGUCGACCCGAACCACCCAUGGGCGGGCCGCCGGGCUGGACUCGGUUCCGGGUCGGGUCGACCCGAACCACCCACUUUUGAAAAUGCUAAAAGUGGUCAAACUGCCAUUUAGGGCUGAAACGCCGUUUACCAAACACCUCCAAUGUGUUUGACAUUUAGCGGUUAGUUGUUAGAAGAUAACAAAUUAUGUUAGCGGGUUAUCAAUAGUGGAUUCAUUUGGCGGGUUUGUAUAGCGAAUAACUCGAUGGGCUGUCAUAGGAUGUUUGAUAAUUUAACUAUUCGCCAUAACAAUUGGUAGAGAAUGAAAAUAUUUGAAAACGCUAAUCCAAAAUUCUCCAAUGUGCGGCGCUUUCAUUUCAACAGCUCCUUUAAAAAACGCUAGAGCCACAUAGUUAUUUCCAAACACCCCCAAUAUGUACUAGUACAAAGUAUCUAUCUUGGCUCACAUAAUCUACACCUGCACAAAAAAGGACAUGUCCGCUCAACCUACCACGUACAAAUAAUAUUAUAUUUGUGUUCGUAAUAUGUACUGAUGUACAACCCACCCGCACAAAUGGGUGAGCUUAGGCAUGACUAUUUACCCACUAGGUCAGGCCCGGUCCACCCCACAAUAUCACAUGGGCAGGCGUACAAUAUAUAUGUACUACGGAGUAAUUUUUUUAUUUAUUUACGCGUGUAUAUUUACAAUUAGUAAGUUGUUUUUAUAUAUAGGAAUUUUGUCCAAGUAGGACUUGAACGAUACAUUCGUUAUCAAUAGGGGGUUAAAAGAUAAAUUAAAGUGUAUCGAUAUAGAGCGAAUGAUCGAAAACUAUCAAUUGAAGACCUAAAACUCCAUGAAUUUUAAUAAUGUGUAUUUUUAAAAUUUAUGUAUGUAUUAUUUUAUCUUAUUAAACUAAUAAAAUUUUGUAAAGAAGAAAUCAUUUUGGAAUUAACUAUGGAAUUAAAAAAAAUUAAAUAAAAUAUAUGAUAUUUUAGGCCUUAGAUAGAUAGUUUCCGAUCAUUCAAGUUCUGCAUCGAUACACUUUAUCUUUCAGGUCCCUUAUUCAUAGUGAAAAUAUCGACUUUGACAUUAAAUUUGUUCAUGUGAAGCGAUCAACAAAUCGGGCAACUCGUGAUUUGGCUAAGGCUGCAGAAAAACAUUGACUUGCAAUGCUUUGCAUACCCAAAAAAAAAAGGAGCCUUGUGAGAAACAAAGAACUUGACUGCAUGCUCGAACUCAUAUUUUGGUGUCUAGUUGUCCAAGAAACCAGAAAUGUAAACAUCUAAACUCGUUUAGCAGUCAAGUAAAUGAGAUAGUGAUAAAGAAUGUGAAAGAAAAUAUCAUGACAUUAGAGCCAAAAUAAAUAUAAAAAAAAUUAUAUUAUGGCUAUUAACUAACCCUGGCUGGUGGCGUUUGCUAGCCCGUACAAUUGACCUUUCCACUAUUUUUCCAUAACAUUCACACGUUACAUCCCUAUCCAAGUUCAUGAAAAAAGGUAACGCAGAUGAACAAGGUGACGCCACCGCAAGCGGCAAUGCAGGAAAAUCAUAUAAAGGUGAUGGAGAGUCUGCUGGUGAGGAAGGAGACGGGGAAGAGGAACACGAUGAUGCUCUUUCACCAAGAAGAUGGGUUGUUGAUGAGCAUGGGGGGCCUUCCGAUUCCAUACCCAUUGACCCUAAGACAAUGAGAAUGAGGUCAAUAGUGUAUGUAACUACAUACUUCCUGCACUAUUGCAGGAUAGUACUGAAGAAAUUGAUGCUCUUAAACGCGAUUUCAUUUUCACUUUUACUUUUAGCGUCAAUGCUCUUUGCAGUUUCUUUUCUGUUUUUUUUUUUAUCAAAAAAAGAAAGAAAAACAAGACACUUCUGCAAUAGCAUCUGAUGCAAU